Protobothrops mucrosquamatus (brown spotted pit viper) is the source of this 936-nucleotide messenger RNA. RefSeq names its product olfactory receptor 12D1-like. The transcript has a single exon. Gene Ontology annotation, cellular component: membrane. The record is from RefSeq and is a predicted model, not a curated record. Gene Ontology annotation, biological process: G protein-coupled receptor signaling pathway. Lineage: Eukaryota; Metazoa; Chordata; Lepidosauria; Squamata; Viperidae. Gene Ontology annotation, molecular function: G protein-coupled receptor activity; olfactory receptor activity. The coding region runs from base 31 to 936 and encodes 301 amino acids.
AACAAGACAAAUGUGAAUGAAUUCAUCCUUAUGGGCCUGACUAACAUCCCUGAACUUCAGACCUUUUUCUUCUUUCUUUUUUUGCUACUCUAUUUUUCCAGCCUCUUAGGAAAUACCAUCAUUUUAGUCAUAACACUGAGUGAACCACGUCUUCAUACACCUAUGUACUUCUUUCUUGUAAACCUCUCUUGCCUAGAUAUUUGUUACUCUACAGUCACUGUACCCAAGAUGUUGACUGGCUUUCUUGUGGGAUAUUGGAGGAUCUCUUUUAUUGGAUGUCUUACUCAGCUCCAUUUUUUCCACUUCCUAGGCAGCAGCGAAGCUUUAUUGCUGGGUGUCAUGGCAUAUGACCGCUAUGUAGCAAUAUGCAAUCCACUCCGUUACACCACUAUCAUGAAUAAGACAGCCUGCAUUAGAGGAGUGAUAACUACCUGGACCACUGGAUUCUUACAUGCUCUAAUGCAUACAGUUAUGACUUCCCAGAUACAUUUCUGUGGCCCUAACACUGUACAACAUUUCUUCUGUGAUAUUAAGCCCCUCUUGAAGCUGGCAUGCUGUAGUAUCACACUGAAUCUCAGCCUUCUCAAUAUCAUCACUGGUUUGAUUGUUUUGCUCCCUUUCAUCCUGACAUUUCUGUCAUAUGUCUACAUCAUCUCCUUUCUCUUUUUAAAAGUUAAAACCAAGGAAAGUAGAACAAAAGCCUUUUCUACAUGUGCAUCACAUCUCACAGUUGUGACUCUUUUCUAUGCAGGGGCCAUUUUGACUUAUGUUCCUCCCUCUUCUGGACAAUCACUGCAGCAGGAAAUAAUGGUAACUCUUAUGUACACUAUUGUCACUCCAGUCAUGAAUCCUCUGAUUUAUACUCUAAGGAACAAAGAAGUAAGAGCUGUUAUUAAAAAAACAGUGUCAAACAUUCAGAUAUUACAUAUGAAUUGA